Molecule: messenger RNA, 632 nt
Organism: Dicentrarchus labrax (European seabass)
Lineage: Eukaryota; Metazoa; Chordata; Actinopteri; Moronidae
Exons: 4
Coding region: 54-467 (137 amino acids)
Source: RefSeq, a predicted model, not a curated record
CACUAUUGCACAUCUUCACAGGAUACUUCAACCAAGCUCUUCAAAAGUUUAAUAUGGAGCAGUCUUUCAGAAUUGCCCUGUGCAUGUGUCUUCUGAUAGGGUAUCUUCAAGCAACCCCUGUGCCUACCCCUCAGUCCUGCUUCGAAAUGGAUGACCUGCGCUUCCAUCUUCUACAUGGCUCAUGUAAAAACAACGUGACCUUAACCACUCCAACAAAUGUGAAGGAAACAUGCUAUAGCGCAGCCAUGGAGCGCUUCAUGGAAGGGCUGGAACGGGCCCAAACAGAAUGUAAUGGUGACAAUGAGCGAUUCAGUCAGACUCUGGAAGCGUUGAAAGUGGGAAACGAGUGCUAUAAACAUACAAACUCUUCACAGUGCGACUUGGAAGCUGAGACACAGCAGUUUGAUGAAUUUGUGUAUGCUACAGAGGCAUUUGUUCAACUGCUCAACACCAAGAAGAGGCAAUGAUGAAUCCACAUGGACCCUGAAGAUGUUUCCUCUACUUUAUCAUUAUUUAUUAUUACCCACUGCACUAAAAUGUGAUUCAGGUUCUCAGUAAUUUAUAUAUUUAUUUAUUAUUCAACUGCUGUACCACAUCUGUGUAUUUUGCUAAUAAAAUUUGAACAAUUACAA